AUGUCAGGCACGUCCAAGCUCUUUGAAGAGAUCGACCGUCAGUACGGCUCCAAGGUCGACACCAUGAGCGAGGAAUCCAAGAUGCUAGUCGGUCUCCCCUACAUCGCAAACACCGAGCACCUCAUCCGCGCUCGAGUGAAAGCACGUCGCCUCCAAACCCAAUAUAACGCGACCCAACCCACCUCGGCGCUCGACGAUGAGACCGCCGCCUUCAACCAAGGCCAAACCGUCAUGUCCGAAGAUCGCAAACGCAUCCUCGCCGAUCUGCUCGAAGUUCCGCUCUCUUCCGUCGCCAGAGCCGAGUUCGAGCCUCCUCUUUGGGUCGACUACGGCACCAACAUCAAGCUGGAAGGUGCCUUCUAUGCGAAUUACAAUACGACCAUCCUGGAUUGUUCCGAGGUGAGGCUGGGAGAUGGCGUGCUGUUUGGACCGAACGUCAGCAUCUAUUGUGGCACGCACUCGGUGUCGGUCAAGGAAAGGGUGCAGGGCCUCGAGAGGAGCUUGCCGGUAAGUAUCGGCAAGGACACGUGGGUGGGCGGCGGGACGAUCAUCAUGGCUGGUGUAGAGAUUGGCAGAGGAUGUACGAUCGGGGCCGGGAGCAUCGUGACCAAGAACAUUCCGGAUUGGAGUGUGGCUGCGGGAUCGCCGUGCAAGGUGAUGAGGACGCUGAGUGAAGGAGAGCGCGCAUGA
Messenger RNA from Pseudozyma hubeiensis SY62, 690 nucleotides. Its product is annotated as galactoside O-acetyltransferase. The coding region runs from base 1 to 690 and encodes 229 amino acids. The transcript has a single exon. NCBI's taxonomy places the organism in Eukaryota, Fungi, Basidiomycota, Ustilaginomycetes, Ustilaginales, Ustilaginaceae. Gene Ontology annotation, molecular function: acetyltransferase activity. The record is from RefSeq and is a predicted model, not a curated record.